Molecule: messenger RNA, 12181 nt
Organism: Nerophis ophidion (straightnose pipefish)
Lineage: Eukaryota; Metazoa; Chordata; Actinopteri; Syngnathiformes; Syngnathidae
Gene: camk1db
Product: calcium/calmodulin-dependent protein kinase 1Db
Exons: 11
Coding region: 539-1756 (405 amino acids)
Biological process (GO): peptidyl-serine phosphorylation
Cellular component (GO): intracellular anatomical structure; cytoplasm
Molecular function (GO): calcium/calmodulin-dependent protein kinase activity; calmodulin binding; ATP binding
Source: RefSeq, a predicted model, not a curated record
CUUUUAAAGGUGCAAGUGCCGUGUCAGAUCCCGUAAACCACGCAGCUCCCUCCCUGACCGGCGGCGGAUGUUCCUCCUCCUUCCCCGGGAUGACCGCCUUUGAACCGGGACAUGCACGGUGUCCACUCCCCGGGCACUUUCCAUCGAUUUGGUGCAAUGCGUGCCGCACUUGAUCCGCGCUGACGACCCCCCCUUCCACCCGUCUCUCCGCGGCGGUCCACACGGCGUCACGGCGUCCUCCACAGCCGAGCUUCCCUCUUCUCAUCACCGCCUGAAAAACCACCCUCGCUUGCCGGCCCGCGGGUGGGAGGAGACACGCACACACAGGCGUGAGAAGACGACAGGAAGGGUGGGAGGGAGACGCUCGUGUUUCUCCUCCACGCAGAGCCGAAGCACACGCGGGGUUUAGUCCGCCAAGCUCUGCACGCCGUGACGGAACACUUCAAGACUUUUUUUUUUCCUUCUUCUUCAUUUUUUUGGGGGGGCUGUUGGUUCGUCAGCUCGCUUCCGCCCUCCCCUCCUCCCCACGCGGCGAGACAUGGCGAAAGAGAACGGCGAGUCCGCCGACGGGUCGUGGAAAAAACACGUCGACGACAUCAAGAGCGUGUUCGACUUCAAGGAAGUGCUGGGCACCGGUGCGUUCUCCGAGGUGGUGAUGGCUCGGGAGAAGGCCACGGGAAAGAUGGUGGCCAUCAAGUGCAUCCCCAAGAAGGCCCUGAAGGGGAAGGAGACCAGUCUGGAGAAUGAGAUCGCAGUGCUGAGGAAGAUAAAACAUGAGAAUAUCGUGGCUCUGGAGGACAUUUACGAGAGCUCCAAUCACCUGUACCUCAUAAUGCAGCUGGUGUCCGGGGGCGAACUCUUUGACCGCAUCGUGGAGAAGGGCUUCUACACCGAGAUGGACGCCAGCCGCCUCAUCCGGCAAGUUUUGGAUGCCGUCAACUACCUCCACGCCAUGGGCAUCGUGCACAGGGACCUCAAGCCGGAGAACCUCCUUUACUUCAGCCCGCACGACGAGUCAAAGAUCAUGAUCAGCGACUUCGGCCUGUCCAAGAUGGAGGGAACCGGGGACGUGAUGGCGACCGCCUGCGGGACUCCGGGAUACGUGGCACCGGAGGUGUUGGCGCAGAAGCCCUACAGUAAAGCUGUGGACUGCUGGUCCAUAGGGGUCAUCGCUUAUAUUCUGCUUUGCGGCUACCCUCCUUUCUACGACGAGAACGACUCCAAGCUCUUCGAGCAGAUCCUCAAGGCCGAUUACGAGUUUGACGCCCCCUACUGGGAUGACAUUUCAGAUUCUGCCAAAGACUUCAUCAACUGUCUCAUGGAGAAGGAUCCGGAAAAGAGGUUUACAUGCAAUCAGGCUCUGGAGCACCCCUGGAUCGCGGGCGACACGGCCCUCUGCAAGAACAUCCACGAAUCUGUCAGUCGCCAGAUGCGGAAGAACUUUGCCAAAAGCAAAUGGAGGCAAGCCUUCAACGCCACAGCCGUCAUCCGCCACAUGAGGCGCCUGCAGCUGGGCACCAGCUUCAACAGCAGCAUCCACGGCGGCGGCGCCUCGGCCGCGUCCAACGCCGCCAGCCGAGCGCCGGCCAAAAGUCAGUCCGUGGACUGUGCGCCACUCGGCCUCGACAACUUUCCUCCAAUCGCCCCCCUGCCCUCCGCCUUCAAUCAGGACUCGGACCCGGCCCCCUCCGUCCUGGAGGAGCCGGCCAUGCCGCGCCCCUCCACCGUCACGGUCAUCCACACCGGGACUAAAUGACGCCAGGUGCCGCGGGAGGUGAGCUGGGAGACCACGGAGCUUUAAAGACGCAGGCAAGUGGUUGCCCAGUUUCCCCAUCCCGCUGCCUCCCGUCGGGGGGGGCCCCCUCUCGCUCGCCCCCUGCCGCCGUCCUUCAGACACGGACGGGAAAAAGAGGCGUGGAGACUACACCGAAUGUUAUUCCUGAAGCGGGGCGUUUUUAAAAGGGAAGUUUUUCAUCCAAGCUGCUGUGGGCGUCGUCCAAUCAGAUGCUCCGAUGUAUGCCUUGCGUAAAUAGCGGGAGUAAUUGUCCGCCUGCCCCGCCCCCCCCGCCUGUCUUCUUUGCUCCCGAGGCCUAUUUUGUGUGCGCUUUGCUGUUUAAAAGUGAAGCCAGACUUGGCCGAGGGGUCCGACCCCACUUUUGAUUUCGCAAAAACUUCGAAGGUCCUCCUUGACCGCCAGACGAGUUCUCAGGGAUGUGCUUGACGCCAACCGACCUGCGUAUUACUCUUGACGUGCCAACGGGAUGCCCUCUUUCUGUAAAUCGGCCGUUGUCGUCGCUCCCGGCUGCUUCUCGCUGUAAGUCCUGCUGGAUAACUUGUUUCCCUUUAAGUACUUUGACGUGGAGAACGUUUUUGAAUGUCUGCAAAAGCAAAAAAAGAAAAAAAGAAAGCAAAAACAAAAGUGGCGCGAUGAGUUGAUUGUAGUCGUUUUGCUUUUGCGUUCACAGCGGCCCCGCUCCCUUUUGAUGACAUCGUCCUUGUUCAGGGUGCGUUCACAUCUGUUUUAAAGUGUAACCUCUGCGUUUGCUCUCGCUCCACCUUGGUCAAACGCACUGAUCCGGGUUUAAAUGACAGCAGGAAGAUGCAAAAGUGAGAAAUAAGUUGGGAAGCCUUCUAAAAGUAUAUUUUAGCAUCGCUUCAUAACAUUCAUGCUGGUACCGUUAAAUAAAGCAGAAUAAAAAAAAACCAAUUACCAUUUCCAACUUGUAUUAAAGCUGUCUUUGGUCACAUGACGAAAAUACCAGUAUGAGCAAACUUUUAAACGAAACCCAAUUGGGGAGUGUGAACGCAGCCCUAAUGAGGACGCCCAUGUUGACUUUAAAGGGGAACUGCACAUGUUUAUUUUUAUUUUAUUUCGCCGAUCGUUCACAAUCAUUAGAUGUUUUUGUAAAUAAAAGUCCGUUUACAAUGGAGUCAAGGGAUAAAGCCCUCAAAAUAAACAUCCAAAAACCGGCGACUUAACACAAUUUCAUGAGCUCAAUGUAGUGGCGUCGUCGAUCACAGAGCGCUAACUGGCUUGGCCCGGUAUAUUGACGUCAGCUGGUGAGCUGCUUUCUCCCCUCUGGUCUCAUGAAAGUUUAGUCUCAAUAAUGAGUGAUGCAUCACACCUGGAUAGUAGAAGGAUGAGGACAUGAUCCAACAAGUUGGGACACUUUGGCAUCCAAUUUAAGACCCGGAAAGAUGCUUGAUUCCACCACCAUUUUGCGUCAUUCUUCAUUGAAACUUGAAUAUAUGAACACCGUGGCAGUCGGCAUCCUACUGACAGCAGACCUUGUACUGUGAGUGAUAUUUUCCUAUGUUUUUUUUACUCAAGUCUGCAUGAGUAAUAAUCAGUGGUGUUGAGGACAAAAUCCAACAAGUUGGUCAACUUUGGCAUCCAAUUUAAACCCUUAAAUGGCGAGAAAGACCCAAAAAGACGCUUGAUUCCACCCCCGUUUUGGGUCAUUCUUCAUCGAAACGGGAAUAUAUGAACGUCUUAGCAGUCGGCAUCCUAAUUACAGCAGACCCUGUACAGUAAGUGAUGUUUUAUUAUGUCUUUUGGCUCUCAAGUCUGCAACUGAUUUAAACCCUGAAAUGGCGAGAAAGACCCAAGAAAGCACCUGAUUCCACCCUUUUUUUUGUCAUUCUUCAUCGAAACGGGAAUAUAUGAACAUCUUAGCAGUCGGCAUCCUAAUUACAGCAGACCUUGUACAGUAAGUGAUAUUUUCUUAUGGUUUUUUUUGCUCUCAAGUCUGCAUCCAAUUUAAACCCGGAAAUGUCAGGAAAAACCCGAAAAAGCACUUGAUUCCACCCUUUUUUUUUAGUCAUUCGUCAUCAAAAUGAGAAUAUAUAAACAUACUAGCAGUCGGCAUCAUAAUAACAGCAGACCUUUUACAGUAAGUGAUGUUUAAUUAUAGUUGUUUGGCUCUCAAGUUUGCAUCCAAUUUAAACCCGGAAAUGGCGAGAAAGACCCAAAAAAACACUUGAUUCCACCCUUUUUUUGAGUCAUUCUUCAUCAAAACGAAUAUAUACAAACAUCCUAGCAGUCAGCAUCCUAAUUACAGCAGACCCUGUACAGUAAGUGAUGUUUUAUUAUGUUGUUUUGCUCUCAAGUUUGCAUCCAAUUUAAACCCGGAAAUGACAAGAAAGACCCAAAAAGACCCUUUAUUCCACCCUUUUUUUGAGUCAUUCUUCAUCGAAAGGGGAAUAUAUGAACAUCCUAGCAGUCGGCAUCACCAUUACAGCAGACCCUGUACAGUAAGUUAUAUUUUCUUAUGUUUUUUUGCUCUCAAGUCUGCAUCCAAUUUAAACCCGGAAAUGGCAGGAAAGACCCGAAAAAGCACUUGAUUGCACCCUUUUUUUUUGAGUCAUUUUUCAUCGAAACAGGAAUAUAUGAACAUCCUAGCAGUCGGCAUCAUAAUAACAGCAGACCUUGUACAGUAAGUGAUGUUUAAUUAUGUAGUUUGGCUCUCAAGUCUGCAUCCAGUUUAAACCCGGAAAUGGCGAGAAAGACCCGAAAAGACACUUUAUUCCACCCUAUUUUUGAGUCAUUCUUCAUCGAAACAGGAAUAUAUGAACAUCCUAGCAGUCGGCAUCAUAAUAACAGCAGACCUUGUACAGUAAGUGAUGUUUAAUUAUGUAGUUUGGCUCUCAAGUCUGCAUCCAGUUUAAACCCGGAAAUGGCGAGAAAGACCCAAAAAAACACUUGAUUCCACCCUUUUUUUGAGUCAUUCUUCAUCAAAACGAAUAUAUACAAACAUCCUAGCAGUCAGCAUCCUAAUUACAACAGACCUUGUACAGUAAGUGAUGUUUUAUUAUUUUUAUUGGCUCUCAAGUCUGCAUGAGUAAUAAUCAGUGAUGUUGAGGACAAAAUCCAACAAGUUGGGACACUUAGUCAACUUUGGCAUCCAAUUUAAACCCGGAAAUGGCGAGAAAAACACGAAAAGACUCUUCAUUCCACUCUUUUUUCAAGUCAUUCUUCAUCGAAACGGGAAUAUAUGAACAUCCUAGCAGUCGGCAUCGUAAUGACAGCAGACCUUGUACAGUUAGUAAUGUUUUAUUAUGUUGUUUGGCUCUCAAGUUUGCAUCCAAUUUAAACCCGGAAUUGGCGAGAAAGACCCAAAAAGACACUUUAUUCCACCCUUUUUUUGAGUCAUUCUUCAUCGAAAUGGGAAUAUAUGAACAUCCUAGCAGUCGGCAUCCUAAUGACAGCAGACCUUGUCCAGUAAGUGAUGUUUUAUAAUGUCUUUUGGCUCUCAAGUUUGCAACUGAUUUAAAUCCGGAAAUGUCAGGAAAGACCCGAAAAAGCACUUUAUUCGACCCUUUUUUUGAGUCAUUCGUCAUCAAAAUGGGAAUAUGUGAACAUCCUAGCAGUCGGCAUCCUAAUGACAACAGACCUUGUACAGUAAGUGAUGUUUUAUUAUGUUUUUUUACUCAAAUCUGCAUCCAAUUUAAACCCGGAAAUGGCAAGAAAGACCCAAAAGAGCACUUGAUUCCACCUUUUUUUUGAGUCAUUCUUCAUCGAAACGGGAAUAUAUGAACUUCUUAGCAGUCGGCAUCCUAAUUACAGCAGACCCUGUACAGUAAGUGAUGUUUUAUUGUGUCUUGUGGCUCUCAAGUCUCCAACUAAUUUAAACCUGGAAGUGGCGAGAAAGACCCGAAAAGACACUUGAUUCCACCCUUUUUAUUUGUCAUUCUUCAUCGAAACGGGAAUAUAUGAACAUCUUAGCAGUCAGCAUCCUAAUUACAGCAGACCAUGUACAGUAAGUGAUAUUUUCUUAUGGUUUUUUUUUGCUCUCAAGUCUGCAUCCAAUUUAAACCCCGAAAUGUCAGGAAAGACCCGAAAAAGCACUUGAUUCCACCCUUUUUUUUGAGUCAUUCGUUAUCAAAAUGGGAAUAUAUAAACAUACUAGGAGUCGGCAUCAUAAUGACAGCAGACCUUGUACAGUAAGUGAUGUUUUAUUAUGUUGUUUGGCUCUCAAGUAUGCAUCCAAUUUAAACCCGGAAAUGGCGAGAAAGACCCGAAAAGACACUUUAUUCCACCCUUUUUUUGAGUCAUUCUUCAUCGAAAGGGGAAUAUAUGAACAUCCUAGCAGUCGGCAUCACCAUUACAGCAGACCUUGUACAGUAAGUGAUAUUUUCUUAUGGUUUUUUUUGCUCUCAAGUCUGCAUCCGAUUUAAACCCGGAAAUGGCAGGAAAGACCAGAAAAAGCACUUGAUUCCACCCUUUUUUUUUGAGUCAUUCUUCAUCGAAACAGGAAUAUAUGAACAUUCUAGUAGUCGGCAUCAUAAUGACAGCAGACCUUGCACAGUAAGUGAUGUUUUAUUAUGUUGUUUGGCUCUCAAGUAUGCAUCCAAUUUAAACCCGGAAAUGGCGAGAAAAACCCAAAAAGACGCUUGAUUCCACCCACUUUUUGAGUCAUUCUUCAUUUAAAUGGGAAUAUAUGAACAUAGUGGCAGUUGGCAUCCUACUGACAGCAGACAUUGUACAGUAAGUGAUGUUUUAUUAUGUCUUUUGGCUCUCAAGUCUGCAACUAAUUUAAACUUGGAAAUGGCGAGAAAGACCCGAAAAGGCACUUGAUUCCACCUUUUUUUUUGAGUCAUUUUUCAUCGAAAUGAAAAUAUACAAACAUCUUGGCAGUCAGCAUCCUAAUGAUAGCAGACCUUGCACAGUAAGUGAUGUUUUAUUAUUUAUUUUGCCUCUCAAGUCUGCAACUAAUUUAAACUUGGAAAUGGCGAGAAAGACCCGAAAAGGCACUUGAUUCCACCCUUUUUUUGAGUCAUUCUUCAUCAAAAUGUAAAUAUGUGAACAUCCUAGCAGUCGGCAUCCUAAUGACAGCAGACUUUGUACAGUAAGUGAUGUUUUAUUAUGUUUUUUGGCUCUCAAGUCUGCAUGAGUGAUAGUGAGUGAUAGUGAGGACAAAAUCCAACCAGUUGGUCAACUUUGGCAUCCAAUUAAAAACCCGGAAAUGGCAAGAAAGACCCUGAAAGACGCUUUAUUCCACCCCCUUUUUGAGUCAUUCUUCAUCAAAACAGAAAAAUGUGAACAUCCUAGCAGUCUGCAUUAUAAUGACAGCAGAACUUGUACAGUAAGUGAUGUUUUAUUAUGUCUUUUGGCUCUCAAGUCUGCAUGAGUAAUAGUGAGUGAUAGUGAGGACAAAAUCCAACCAGUUGGUCAACUUUGGCAUCCAAUUUAAACCCGGAAAUGGCAAGAAUGACCCGAAAAGAUGCUUGAUUCCACCCCUUUUUUGAGUCAUUCUUCAUCAAAACGGAAAUAUGUGAACAUCCUAGCAGUCGCCAUCCUAAUGACAGCAGAACUUGUGCAGUAAGUGAUAUUUUAUUAUGUCUUUUGGCACUCAAGUGUGCAUGAGUAAUAAUCAGUCAUGUUGAGGACAAAAUCCAACAAGUUGGUCAACUUUGGCAUUAAAUUUAAACCCGGAAAUGGCAAGAAAGACCCUAAAAGACGCUUGAUUCCACCCCCUUAUUGAGUCAUUCUUCAUCAAAACGGAAAUAUGUGAACAUCCUAGCAGUCGGCAUCCUAAUGACAGCAGACCUUGUGCAGUAAGUGAUGUUUUAUUAUGUCUUUUGGCACUCAAGUCUGCAUGAGUAAUAAUCAGUCAUGUUGAGGACAAAAUCCAACAAGUUGGUCAACUUUGGCAUUAAAUUUAAACCCGGAAAUGGCAAGAAAGACCCUAAAAGAUGCUUGAUUCCACCCCCUUUUUGAGUCAUUCUUCAUUGAAACGGGAAAAAAUAAACCUCCUAGCAGUCGGCAUCCUAAUGACCGCAGACUUUGUACAGUAAGUGAUAUUUUAUUAUGUUUUUUGGCUCUCAAGUCUGCAUGAGUGAUAGUGAGUGAUAGUGAGGACAAAAUCCAACCAGUUGGUCAACUUUGGCAUCCAAUUAAAAACCCGGAAAUGGCAAGAAAGACCCUGAAAGACGCUUUAUUCCACCCCCUUUUUGAGUCAUUCUUCAUCAAAACGGAAAUAUGUGAACAUCCUAGCAGUCUGCAUUAUAAUGACAGCAGACCUUGUACAGUAAGUGAUGUUUUAUUAUGUCUUUUGGCUCUCAAGUCUGCAUGAGUAAUAGUGAGUGAUAGUGAGGACAAAAUCCAACCAGUUGGUCAACUUUGGCAUCCAAUUUAAACCCGGAAAUGGCAAGAAUGACCCGAAAAGAUGCUUGAUUCCACCCCUUUUUUGAGUCAUUCUUCAUCAAAACGGAAAUAUGUGAACAUCCUAGCAGUCGUCAUCCUAAUGACAGCAGAACUUGUGCAGUAAGUGAUGUUUUAUUAUGUCUUUUGGCACUCAUCAAGUCUGUAUGAGUAAUAAUCAGUGAGGUUGAGGACAAAAUCCAACAAGUUGGUCAACUUUGGCAUCAAAUUUAAACCCGGAAAUGGCAAGAAUGACCCGAAAAGACGCUUGAUUCCACCCACUUUUUGAGUCAUUCUUCAUUGAAACGGGAAAAAAUAAACCUCCUAGAGGUCAGCAUCCUAAUGACAGCAGACCUUGUGCAGUAAGUGAUGUUUCAUUAUGUCUUUUGGCACUCAUCAAGUCUGCAUGAGUAACAAUCAGUGAUGUUGAGGACAAAAUCCAACAAGUUGGUCAACUUUGGCAUCCAAUUUAUACCCGGAAAUGGCAAGAAUGACCCGAAAAGAUGCUUGAUUCCACCCCUUUUGUGAGUCAUUCUUCAUCAAAACGGAAAUAUGUGAACAUCCUAGCAGUCGGCAUCCUAAUGACAGCAGACCUUGUGCAGUAAGUGAUGUUUUAUUAUGUCUUUUGGCACUCAAGUCUGCAUGAGUAAUAAUCAGUCAUGUUGAGGACAAAAUCCAACAAGUUGGUGAACUUUGGCAUCAAAUUUAAACCCGGAAAUGGCAAGAAAGACCCUAAAGGACGCUUGAUUCCACCCCCUUUUUGAGUCAUUCUUCAUUGAAACGGGAUAAAAUAAACAUCCUAGCAGUCAGCAUCCUAUUGACAGCAGACCUUGUGCAGUAAGUGAUGUUUUACUAUGUAUUUUGGCUCUCAAGUCUGCAUGAGUAAUAGUGAGUGAUAUUGAGGACAAAAUCCAACAAGUUGCUCAACUUUGGCAUCCAAUUUAAACCCGGAAAUGGCAAGAAAAACCCUAAAAGACGCUUUAUUCCAACCCCUUUUUGAGUCAUUCUUCAUCAAAAUGGAAAUAUGUGAACAUCCUAGCAGUCGGCAUCCUAAUGACAGCAGGCCUUGUACAGUAAGUGAUGUUUUAUAUUGUCUUUUGGCUCUCAAGUCUGCAUGAGUAAUAGUGAGUGAUAGCGAGGACAAAAUCCAACAAGUUGGUCAACUUUGGCAUCCAAUUUAAACCCGGAAAUGGCAAGAAAGACCCUAAAAGACGCUUCAUUCCGCCCCCUUUUUGAGUCAUUCAUCAUCGAAACGGAAAUAUGUGAACAUCCUAGCAGUCUGCAUCAUAAUGACAGCAGACUUUGUACAGUAAGUGAUGUUUUAUUAUGUCUUUUGGCUCUCAAGUCUGGAUUAGUAAUAGUGAGUGAUAGUGAGGACAAAAUCCAACAAGUUGCUCAACUUUGGCAUCAAAUUUAAACCCGGAAAUGGCAAGAAAGACCCUAAAAGACGCUUGAUUCCACCCCCUUUUUGAGUCAUUCUUCAUCAAAACGGAAAUAUGUGAACAUCCUAGCAGUCGGCAUCCUAAUGAGAGCAGACCUUGUGCAGUAAAUGAUGUUUUAUUAUGUCUUUUGGCACUCAUCAAGUCUGCAUGAGUAACAAUCAGUGAUGUUGAGGACAAAAUCCAACAAAUUGGUCAACUUUGGCAUUAAAUUUAAACCCGGAAAUGGCAAGAAAGACCCUAAAAGACGCUUGAUUCCACCCCCUUUUUGAGUCAUUCUUCAUCAAAACGGAAAUAUGUGAAAAUCCUAGCAGUCGGCAUCCUAAUGACAGCAGACCUUGUACAGUAAGUGAUGUUUUAUAUUGUCUUUUGGCUCUCAAGUCUGCAUGAGUAAUAGUGAGUGAUAGUGAGGAGAAAAUCCAACAAGUUGGUCAACUUUGAAACUUUGACAUCCAAUUCAAACCCGGAAAUGGCAAGGAUGACCCGAAAAUACGCUUGAUUCCACCCCCUUUUUGAGUCAUUCUUCAUCAAAACAGAAAUAUGUGAACAUCCUAGCAGUCGGCAUUAUAAUGACAGCAGACCUUGUACAGUAUGAGAUGUUUUAUUAUGUCUUUUGGCACUCAUCAAGUCUGCAUGAGUAAUAAUCAGUGAUGUUGAGGACAAAAUCCAACAAGUUGAUCGACUUUGGCAUCAAAUUUAAACCUGGAAAUGGCAAGAAUGACCCUAAAAGACACUUGAUUCCACCCCCUUUUUGAGUCAUUCUUCAUUGAAACGGGAAAAAAUAAACAUCCUAGCAGUCAGCAUCCUAAUGACAGCAGACCUUGUGCAGUAAGUGAUGUUUUAUUUUGUCUCUUUGCACUCAUCAAGUCUGCAUGAGUAACAAUCAGUGAUGUUGAGGACAAAAUCCAACAAGUUGGUCAACUUUGGCAUUAAAUUUAAACCCGGAAAUGGCAAGAAAGACCCUGAAAGAUGCUUGAUUCCACCCCCUUUUUGAGUCAUUCUUCAUCAAAACGGAAAUAUGUGAACAUCCUAGCAGUCGGCAUCCUGAUGACAGCAGACAUUGUACAGUAAGUGAUGUUUUCUUAUGUCUAUUGGCUCUCAAGUCUGCAUGAGUAAUAAUCAGUGAUGUUGAGGACAAAAUCCAACAAGUUGGUCAACUUUGAAACUUUGACAUCCAAUUCAAACCCGGAAAUGGCAAGGAUGACCCGAAAAUACGCUUGAUUCCACCCCCUUUUUGAGUCAUUCUUCAUUGAAACGGGAAAAAAUAAACAUCCUAGCAGUCAGCAUCCUAAGGACAGCAGACCUUGUGCAGUCAGUGAUGUUUUAUUAUGUCUUUUGGCACUCAUCAAGUCUGCAUGAGUAACAAUCAGUGAUGUUGAGGACAAAAUCCAACAAGUUGGUCAACUUUGGCAUCUAAUUUAAACCCGGAAAUGGCAAGAAAGACCCUAAAAGACGCUUGAUUCCACCCCCUUUUAUAGUCAUUCUUCAUCAAAACGGAAAUAUGUGAACAUCCUAGCAGUCGGCAUCCUAAUGACAGCAGACCUUGUACAGUAUGAGAUGUUUUAUUAUGUCUUUUGGCACUCAUCAAGUCUGCAUGAGUAAUAAUCAGUCAUGUUGAGGACAAAAUCCAAAAAGUUGGUCAACUUUGGCAUCCAAUUUAAACCCGGAAAUGGCAAGAAAGACCCUAAAAGAUGCUUGAUUCCACCCCCUUUUUGAGUCAUUCUUCAUCAAAACGGAAAUAUGUGAACAUCCUAGCAGUCGGCAUCCUAAUGACAGCAGACCUUGUACAGUAAGUGAUGUUUUAUUAUGUCUUUUGGCACUCAUCAAGUCUGCAUGAGUAACAAUCAGUGAUGUUGAGGACAAAAUCCAACAAGUUGGUCAACUUUGGCAUCAAAUUUAAACCCGGAAAUGGCAAGAAUGACCCAAAAAGACGCUUGAUUUCGCCCCCUUUUUGAGUCAUUCUUCAUCAAAACGGAAAUAUGUGAACAUCGUAGCAGUCGGCAUCUUAAUGACAGCAGACCUUGUACAGUAAGUGAUGUUUUAUUAUGUCUUUUGGCUCUCAAGUCUGCAUGAGUAACAAUCAGUGAUGUUGUCGAAGGGGAAAGUGAACGUUUUGUACGCUGUAUGCUUAAAACGAGCAAAAUGUGGUAAAUAGUGCCUGUAAUUAUGAAUGUUGGUACAUUACAAAUAUACUUACAGCGUGUACAUAAAACCUCGGUGGAGGUGUUUGGGUGUUUUUUUCUGCGUUUUUUUCGGCAGACUCUCAUAGGCUCCAUUGUAAGCGGACUUUUGAUUGCGAAUGAUGGGCAAAAUCCCCCUCGCCCCCCCAAAACAAAAGUGCAGUUCACCUUAACUUUUUGUAAUUUAUGGUGAGUAAAUAAAUCAACUGAGCCUCAGUUUGCUGUAAAUACAAAACCGAAACGUUUACUGCAGUCUGGAAUGUUUCUUUUCUCAAUGUUUGUCGUCCUCCCCUCACAAAGCACCAAAAUAUAAAUAUAUAUAUGUAUAUAUAUAUAUGGAAGAAACUGUGAAGUCCCCAGAUGCAUGUGUUGCAUGUCGAUGCAAAAAUGUCGUGUAUUAAAAAACAAAACAAGUCUUA